AUGACUUCCGAAAUCUCUAAAUUCAUCAUCCAGACCCUCUGUGACAACCAGGGAUGUUUGGACUUCAGGCGCCUGGAGGAGACGAUCGCACGGAGUUUCCCUGUUGCUGUACCGGUCCUGCGAAGCGCCCUCUUCGACGACAGUAAAAUAGCCAUUCACGCAGGCAGAGAGACGGUGUCUGGCGGUCAAAUCAUCAGCCCGGACAGUCUGGUAGUGGCCAAAACCGGUCUGCGGAUCUGUCAGAAGAGACCCGGAGAGUGUCCGCGGUGCGAUGGCUUGCACCUGUGCAGGUAUUUGGUUUGCGGACACUGUACGUUCGGACAGAAGUGUAAAAACCCCCAUAGUCUGGAUUCUCCUUACAAUGCGCAGCUUUUAAAGAGAUAUGGUCUUCAUGACUUGACGGGAAAACAGUUGUUCCAGCUGUUACUACAGAAUGACCCGUAUCUGCUCCCUGAGAUAUGCCCACAUUACAACAAGGGCAACGGUUUGCAUGGCUCCUGCAAGUUCAGCACCUCCUGUAUCAAGCUUCAUGUCUGCCAGCACUAUUUCCAGGGUGACUGUAAAUUUGGCUCGUCGUGUAAGAGACCCCAUACUAUUGACGCACAAGGAAUGAGGAUUUUCCAUGUCUUCAGUCAGGAGAAUAUUAAAAACCUUCAGGGGAUCUACAGAAAUAAAUUCAUCAUCAUGGGUCAAUGGGUCUCCGCUGUUCCUGUACUGCCACAGGCGAAAAGCCUCACUCAUCCACCUUCCCACAGCAACCCUGGAUCCCCCAGCAGCUCUGCUUGUCCAUCGAAACCCAUGAAUGAUGCGGACAGGAAUGAAAUCUGCCUCUUCUUCAUUCGCAGACACUGCAGCUUCAAAGAGAAGUGUGUUCGCGUCCAUUGGCACCUACCGUACAAAUGGGAAGUUUUAGACAGCGAUGGUGUGACCUGGAAGAAUUUGCCUAAUAUGGAGGACCUUGAGAAGGCCUACUGUGACCCAGGACAUGACACAAGCAGCAUGACUGAACCAUCACCCACCUCAGGGAUUGUCAGUUUCUUUCAAAGCCUUUUAUCCCCCAAAGUGCAGGCAGUUGACUUCAUGACGAUGACAUAUGCAGGGUCUCCAGUUCGUCGCCUGUCCACUGCCUCCUCUGUCUCAAAGCCCCCUCACUUCAUUCUUACAACACAAUGGCUGUGGUACUGGAAGGACAACAACGGGAAAUGGCUGGAGUUUGGACAGGGUGAUGACACACCAGCCUCCGUCACUUCUGAAACUCUGGACAAUGUGUACCAGGCAGACAGAGAGGCAGAGAUUAAUUUUAGUGCUGGUGGGCAGCUGUAUAUUCUCCACUUCAGAGGCGAACUGGGAACCCAGCAGAUGUAUCAAGAGAACUUAAAAUACAAAACUAAGAGAGAGGUCAGGAGGAGGCCUCGCUUUGUGUCUGCUCAUGACGUGAAUGUGAAGCUGGAGAGCCCAUCAUUGCACAGCUCCAGGUCCUCCAUGGCUGAAAGUGUCCCACCCUACUGGGACAAGAAUGCCCUACCCGAGUUUGGAUACAAGCUCGUACUUCUCUCCAAAUCUGCGGACCAUAAUAUGAUUGAGAUGUUGUUUAGGUCCACUAUGCCUCAGAGUAAAAUUAACAGCAUCCAGAGGAUCCAGAACCCCUCGCUGUGGAAGGUCUUUCAAUGGCAGCAAGAGCAGAUGAAGGAGAGGAACGGAGGGAACCUUGUGAACCAGCAGUACUUGUUCCAUGGCACAGAUGAGACCCUGAUUGAGGCCAUCUGCGAGCAAAACUUUGACUGGAGGAUGUGUGGUGUCCAUGGGACGGCCUAUGGCAAAGGAAGCUACUUUGCCAAAGAUGCGUCCUACUCGGACCGAUAUGUCAGCGCCAAAAGAAGCUCGAACAAGAUCAUGUUCGUUUCUCUGGUCCUGGUGGGGGAGUACUGCAGGGGAAAGAGCAGCUUUGUCCGACCACCGAAAAAGGAAAACAGCAGAGCCCUCUUUGACAGUUGUGUCGACUGCGUAAACAACCCCAGCAUUUUCGUUGUCUUUGAAAAACAACAGAUUUAUCCAGAGUAUCUUAUCGAUUACUCGUAAGUCAUAAUGCUGUCCUUUCCUUUCAUGAAGGUUUUGGUAAGGGAAAGACUGUAUUAUGGGAUGCUCUUUACUUUGAUUAGUAGCAGCUAGUGGCUUUCAUAAAGGUUUAUGGAGUUUUACAGCGAUGGAAGAAGUAUUUAGAUCCUUUAUAAAAUGUAAAAAAAAAAUCCUGCAUUCCAAAUCUUACUUUAGUAAAAGCUUUUUCAACAAAAAAGUAUAAAAAGUAAAAGCCGCACUAUAGCCCCAUGUUAAGGAGCUACUUUUAAGUACUUUAUAUAUUGUAGGUUGGUUGGAGCCAUAGCAAAGUAUUAUAUUCUAUAAACUGAUAUUUACAAUAUUUCCGUCCGAAAUGUAGCGUAAGAAGAAGUGUAAUGUAGGAAAAAAAAGAUACUCAAUGGGAUUUUUCUGUUGGAUUAUUACAGUGGGUCAUGAUUAAUUUAUAAUGUGUAAGAAAAUGCUUAUUUUUACACUUUAGAAUGUACACAAACAAAUAAUGCUUUUCCUUGGUAAUGAUCUAUGUUUAUCAUUGGUGGUGUCUAUUUUGUUUUGGGAAGAAUUUCUUCCAAAAGGUCAUUAACUCAAGUCUAAAUGAAGGCUGCUGAGAGCAACAAAAUGAUCUGGUGUUCAAAUAUGUAAUGAAAUUCACAGAUUUUUGUGCAAUAAACACAUUUUUAAAUGCCAUUUAAUUAUCCUAUGUAAUUAUUUAACCCCUGUAUUUUUAUAGAGUAGCCAAUAAAAAGAA
Molecule: messenger RNA, 2821 nt
Organism: Xiphias gladius (swordfish)
Lineage: Eukaryota; Metazoa; Chordata; Actinopteri; Istiophoriformes; Xiphiidae
Gene: parp12a
Product: poly (ADP-ribose) polymerase family, member 12a
Exons: 11
Coding region: 1-2079 (692 amino acids)
Molecular function (GO): NAD+ poly-ADP-ribosyltransferase activity; metal ion binding
Source: RefSeq, a predicted model, not a curated record